Molecule: messenger RNA, 971 nt
Organism: Meriones unguiculatus (Mongolian gerbil)
Lineage: Eukaryota; Metazoa; Chordata; Mammalia; Rodentia; Muridae
Gene: Fam240b
Product: family with sequence similarity 240 member B
Exons: 4
Coding region: 245-481 (78 amino acids)
Source: RefSeq, a predicted model, not a curated record
GUAAGCAAGCGGAGAGGUGCAUUGCUGUGAGCGGCGUCUGUAAGCAAGCGGAAGCGGAGAGGUGCAUUGCUGUGAGCGGCGUCUGUAAGCAAGCGGAGAGGUGCAUUGCUGUGAGCGGCGUCUGUAAGCAAGCGGAGAGACACCUCUUGCUAAUUCUCCUGCAGCUAUCUGGUCCCUCAGGCUUCCUGUGACUCUCUUUUCUCCACUUUUCUUCCUGCCAUAGGAGUGUUUGGACAGCAGAGGGAUGAACAGCCAGUACAUGCGCAGGGAAGUCUUCUGCUGCGAGACCUGUGAUGAGCUCAAAAGCUUCUGGGAAAAGGAAAUUCGCAAACAGACGUGUUACCGAGAACUGGAAGAAGAUCGCCAGGAGAGGAGCGCUCUGAGGAAGCUUAGAGAAGAAUGGAAGCAGAGGCUGGAGAAGAGGCUGAGAAUGCUGGACCACCCUGACGACAAGGGAGAGCAGGCUAACCCCGAGAACUGAGAGCUCCUGGCAGACCAUCAAGGACGUCGUUUUCUCUAGGAGAGAAAGGACUUCCACCAGUUACACUCACAAAGCCGAGCCUCCCCGUCUGCUCUCCCAUCUGAGAAAGGAAUUACGUGUAAACCCCAUGCUGUGCUAACGGGAACAGUUAUCCUGCUCAUCCCUCUUCACACAGAGGACAGGGUGACUGCAGGGGUGGGAUGCUUGGAUUGUUUAAAAUAAAAAGCUCUUUGAAUUAGCACCCCUCUCCAGAUCUUGAAGGUCCAUGUACUAUAAGUUGGUUUUGUAUUCUCCCCUCAUCUUGAAAUUUAAUGCUCUCUUUGAACUUAUUUGAGGCACUGACCUUGAUGAAAUCUGGCUCCCUACAUCUCCAGAAAUUGGUCACAGCAUCUUUGUUUCCUUUUCCCCUUUUUUGUGCAUACAGAGAUGCCACAGCCUGCAGAAAUAAAAUUAUUAUGAAUUUUGAAAGUUUAACCAUAUGAUCUGAAAG